AUGAAAACAAUCAUAUUUUUGUGUUUGUUAAAUUAUGCUCUAGGAGAUUUAUAUCCUAAUAAUAAUGUUUGCCCUACAAUAUUAGAUUAUAAUACCAUUUAUGUUAACGACAGAUGUUGGUAUGAUCCCGAUGUGACAGCCUCAGUACCUGAAAUUAUUAGUAACCAUGGAUUGAGUUCCACGUCUUACAAUGUAACCACAUGGGAUGGAUACACCAUAGAAAUAUUCCGAAUCAUAUCGCCGUUCACAACCACCAAAGGCUCGAUUUUAUUUUUUCCUGGCCUUUCCAGGGACUGCAGAAGUUUUCUUUUGCAAGGGGCCAACUCAUCGGCCAUUUAUUACGCCAAUAAAGGCUGGGAUGUCUGGUUGGGAAACCUGAGGGGUUCAGAGUAUUCCAGUAAUAUUCACUUCACCAAGGAUGAUGAUGCGUUUUGGAAUUAUAGUUUCCAUGAGAUGGGAACCAUAGAUAUGCCAUCGCAAGUCGAUAAAAUCGUAGAAAUUACGCAAAAUACCAGCGAUAUUUACAUCAUAGGUCAUACUAUGGGUAACACUGUGAGUUUUGUGUAUUGUUCAACGAAUGUUAGCCAUUGUCAGAAAAAUGUCAAAGGGAUUAUUGCGCUAGCUCCAACGGCGAAUAUGUUUAUGAUUAAGUCGCCUUUAAUAUAUGUUUGUUUUAGCUUAUAUUGAAUCUAAAAGGUGUACCAAAAAUCUCAACUGAUUUUUUUGAAAUAUGCCAAAAUGCCCCUGGAAUUGGCCUUUGCGAUGUGGGUUUUCAAACGAUUUUAGGACCUAGUAAUCCGAACCCAUUCCCACAAAUGUUACCAAUCUUUACGCACACUGGAAACGGUGCUUUAGUUACAAAGGUUAUAAACCAUUAUGCCCAAAUAAUAAAUGGUCUGGGCAAGUUUAGGUGGUAUGAUUAUGGUUUUUUGGAGAAUUUAAGUCGAUAUGGGACCUCUGAUCCUCCUUUCUAUGUUACUUUAAAAAUACCUGUCCACACAACUCUUAUUUCUGCCAACAACGAUUUUAUUGCAGUCGAACCAGAUAUUGAGGUACUCUAUUCCUUACUUGAACCAACAAAAAGGACAUGGUUUAAGGUACCAGAAAAUUCAGCUCCAGACAUGUUAAUCAGUCAUUUAGAUUUUGUAAUUGGUGCAGAUGUUCCUAGGCAACAAAUUUACUCAAAAAUAAACGCUGCUUUAGGUGAUGAAUAA
Molecule: messenger RNA, 1214 nt
Organism: Brassicogethes aeneus
Lineage: Eukaryota; Metazoa; Arthropoda; Insecta; Coleoptera; Nitidulidae
Source: the annotation of a GenBank genome assembly